Danaus chrysippus (African queen) is the source of this 642-nucleotide messenger RNA. Lineage: Eukaryota; Metazoa; Arthropoda; Insecta; Lepidoptera; Nymphalidae. The record is from the annotation of a GenBank genome assembly.
AUGAAUCAAGGGCUUCCCUCUAGUAUCCUCUCCAUCAUCCCCCUGGUUCCUAGGGUCCAUCCAUCGCUGGGAGCUGGUCCGUCUGAUCGAGCAGCGUGCCGGUCGAGCAGGCGGCUCUAUGAAGACGAGAGGCUGAGGCGAGGAGAAGACCCUCACUCUUUGAAGUCACCACCACCUCACUUACUGAUACUAGCAAGGCUGGACUUGUACCACAGUUAUUAUUAUGCUCUGGAAGCUGGAAAAGGUCAUUCUCUAAGCGUGUCAGAAUCACGUAUUCCAGACUUUGGCAAGCAGCAGACAAUAGCGGGAAAUUUAAAUUUGAUGAACACGGAGAAGCAUAAUUUGAACGCUAACGCAUUUGUUUCUCGAAACAUCCCGAAAUUUCCGGAAGUUCCUAAUUUUAAUACUGUUGGAGGAGGGGUUGAUUAUAUGUUCAAUAAGAAGGUAGGCGCCAGUUUAGACGUGGCUCACACUCCCUUCCUUCAGCGUACGGAUGUUAAUGCGAUGGGAAAACUGAAUCUCUAUCAAAAUCCUACUACAUCAUUAGACUUUGGUGCUGGUGCUUCUAAAUCAUUCUCUCCUCAUAUACCUAAUAGUUCUUGGGAACCAAAUUUCCGUUUCUCACUAUCAAAAUACUUCUAA